Archocentrus centrarchus (flier cichlid) is the source of this 3202-nucleotide messenger RNA. It is a transcript of the gene hnf4b, whose product is annotated as hepatic nuclear factor 4, beta. Bases 272 to 1519 code for a protein of 415 amino acids. Gene Ontology annotation, biological process: regulation of DNA-templated transcription. Gene Ontology annotation, molecular function: zinc ion binding; RNA polymerase II cis-regulatory region sequence-specific DNA binding; DNA-binding transcription factor activity. The transcript is spliced from 10 exons. NCBI's taxonomy places the organism in Eukaryota, Metazoa, Chordata, Actinopteri, Cichliformes, Cichlidae. The record is from RefSeq and is a predicted model, not a curated record.
GAGGGGUCACCUGAGAGGACCAUCGCACGGCAAGCUUUUCAGCACAACACAAGAAUGUUCGAAGUGUCAUUUUAAAGAAGAUUAACACCUGUAGAGUGGAUUGAGAACAAAAACAAAAGUUUUCAAACAACAGUAAGAAGCAAAGGAAUUGGACCGACACAUGGGAGACUUGUGAGGGAGAAGAACUAAGCUGAAUGCAUGACCUGGAAGUUAAAAUUGAUACUGGUGGAGUUUUGCAUAUCUCAAAGACCCUUCACAGAGUCCAUAGACCAUGAAGCUUACUGGGGCUAUCUUUAAACUGGAGGCCAGUCAUGGCAGCACAGAGACUAAACUGUUAAACGACAUGAUGCUGGUACCUCUACGAUCAAAUAAAACAGUGUCAGCACCCUCCUCCUCACUGUCACGGAUUGAUGGAGCAAAGACUCAGUGCUCCAUAUGCGCAGACAGAGCCACUGGUAAACAUUACGGUGCACCCAGCUGUGAUGGCUGCAAGGGCUUCUUCAGGAGGAGCAUUCGCAAUAACCACACUUACAGCUGUAGGUUCGACAGGCAAUGCAUUGUGGACAAAGACAAAAGGAACCAAUGUCGUUACUGCCGACUACGAAAGUGUUUCAAGGCUGGAAUGAGAAAGGAAGCUGUUCAGAAUGAGAGAGACUGCAUCAACACUCAGAGAGCCAAGGAGCAGACAGUGGGCACUUUGUCCAUCAGUGUGCUGCUGCAGGCAGAGGCCAGUGUGCAGCAGUUCCCAGCACUUUUCAGGAGCCACGACAUCGCAGCCAAGAAGACAGCCGGCGUGGGAGAAGUGUUCGAGUCCAUGAAGCAGCAACUCCUCCUGCUGGUGGAAUGGGCUAAACACAUCCCAGAGUUUUGUAGCCUCCCAGUAGAUGACAGGGUAACCCUUCUACGAACCCACUCUGCAGAACAUCUUAUUUUAGGGGCAGCAAGACGCUCACUGCCUUACAAUAACGUCAUUCUUCUAGGCAAUGACUUUGUGAUCCCACUGAGAGGUGCAGAGGUAGAGAUAUCCAGAGUGGCAUUCAGAAUUCAAGAGGAGCUGGUCAAACCUCUCAGAGAGCUGGACAUCACAGACAAAGAGUUUGCCUGCCUCCGAACAAUUGUCUUCUUCGCCCCAGACUGUCUGGGACUGAAGUGCCCUCAGAUGGUUCGACAUCUGCGUUUCCAGGCUCAUCUUCUCUUAGAAGAAGCAAUAUGUGAGCAGCGGGGAAGGUUUGGGGAGCUCCUGCUGAUCCUGCCUCCCUUGCAGAGUGUGGCCUGGCAGAUGGUAGAGACACUUCACUUAGCACAGCUGCUUGGUGAGGCCAAAAUGGACAGCCUGCUGCAGGAGAUGUUGCUAGGGGAGGGAAGUGAAACAGGACAAGGACCGUGUACAGGAAAUGACCCUAUACAAGAACAGCAAACUAACCUCAAUGCUGCACCUGCGGGCUUCCCCUCUGUGAUCUGUCAGGUUUCAACAACUCCUACAGGUGGCUUCCUUGCUACCCGCACAGACUGGCACUGAGGUGUGCAGACAUGGAAACUCUGCCAGUGUGCAAACAACAUACCAGAGGCACCUGUCCACACCAAGAAACCCCUUAAAAAACAUGGAAAAGAUGGAUCUUACAAGUUUGAACCGGCAAACAUACUGAUACAUACACACUCAGCUACAUACAUGAUGCACAUACUGUAUGCAUAUAUGUAUCACUUCUGAGAAAAUAAUAUUUUGUUAUCUGAAAAGCUCAUUGCUAACACAUUACAGUGUGUCUGACUUAUACCUAGAGAGAUGCAAAAUCCAUCACCUGUCAGCAGAGGGCAUUAAAAGCCUGUGCUUGAACAUGUUUGUUGGUCCUGUGGGGCAAUUGUUUUAUCCAAAAUAAAAGCUUUCACUAAUGGUUUGCCAUGAAAAUAAUUAAUUAAGCUUGUAAUCCCAACUGUCAAGCUAGUUAUGCUUUUUUUUUUUAAUUGGACCUUUGGCUAAAGACAUUCAAAUAAGAACAAUUAACACAAUCAGCCAGAUACCUGUUGUAUUUCCUACAGGAACGCUUGUUGUUUCACUUAAAUGAGCAAUGAAGGUUCUUAUUAGAAAGGUGUGAUGUGAUAAGUUAGCAGCAUAGAAGCUUAGAGGUGCUGCAAUGACUCAGUAAGACUUGAUGGCAAAAGCUUAGUCUGCAACCCUUUUCCUCUCUUUGCUACUGUGAUUGUUUUGAUACAGUGAUCACCAAAUCCCGACAACAAUACAGGAAGAAAUCCAUCCGUCUCCCUACCAUGAAGCCAUGGGGAAUAAUAUUCACAGCAGUGGGUAUAAUCUAAGCACCAUACUGACUGUUAAUUCCUAGAAAAACAUGCCUUACUAAACACAAAAUAGAUGUUUUCUUUUAAAACUUCAUCAAGUCUGUGACAUCUGAGCCUGUUCCACAUUAGUGGAGGAAUCCCUGAUUUUGAAACAAGUAUAUAAAACAAUAUAUAACUUCAAUGUAAUUUGAGGUAAAGAACAGCUUUUUCUCUAAAAGACCCUGGACAUUUUCUUCAAGUUUAUAUCUCCUUGACAGCAAAUCCAGAACUGCAUUUAGCACAAAAAUAUUUCCUAACCACAUAUUUAAUGCAGAACCAAAAAGCAAAAGAAUAAAUACACUAAAAGGCCAGUGAAUAUACUAUUGAAAGAGGGGAAAAGACCCUUUUCUAACUCAAAUAAAUGAAUUUUCCUGGCCCUUUAUUUUAAUGGCACAGAACAGAAAAUUGAUGUUAUAAGUUACAAUGUGAAUAAUCAGUAAAGGAACAUUUUUUGUCCCAAAAGCAUGACCUGCUCUUUCUCUGUUGCCCUGACAUGAUCUGACUGUCCAGGGCUGCAGUUUGCUACUGUCCUCAAACUUUUCCUGGAGUAAAAUCAUAAUAGUAACAACCCCCCACCACCACCACCACCACAUGUAGUGAUUAGAAAAUAUGAAGUUUCAAGGAGAUUUAUCUGUGUUGACCUACAUUGACCAAUCAGCAGGAGUGGGAGGACUGAGAAGUUAUUUUAUCCUGUAUAGGAAGAAAUGUGGAAACAAAAAGACAAAUGGAAAAACGUGGAAAUGGGCUUUUUGUCUGAAAAUGUUCCACAAAAACUUUCUCUGUGACAGCACAACUCUUAAGUCAGACCGAGGUACUUUUGAAGAUAUACAGUGGCAGUGGGACUGCUUCACUGGAUAUUGUCUAAAUAAAUAAA